AUGAAGGCUCUUGCAGGUUCACCUGUACAGGUGAUCAAAGGUAAAAACAGGUCUAAAUCCCGCUCAUCCUCUUCAGUCUCGGAAACAACCAAAGAGUGUCUGCAAUCGCACAAGCCAACCAACAGAAGCCGCAGUGAUGUCUAUCCAGAAAUCAUUCCCAUGUUGCCUGCUAUCCAGGGAAUAAAACACACAGCUAAUUUGGUGUCCCCAAAAUUAAACAGACGACAAGAAGCAAGAAAGGAAGUCUACUCAUCUGGAAAGACUGGAACUCCAGCUGUUAAUGGAGUAGAGCUCCAGAAAUCAGACGCUGAUCAGCUCUUGACUGGCCAGCCUGAGAAUGGAGUUCAGGCAACUUUAUUUUCCCAGGACCCCUCAAUCAAGAGCCUUCUCAAGCUAGGCAUCAUCUGUUUACCGGGCAGUCGUGACAGAGCUGGCCGGGCUGUGGUUGAGGUCUACGGGGGCAGGAAAGGCUGGGCGUCCUCUCAACUUUCUCCUCAUGAGUUCUGCAGAGUGUUACUCUACCUGCACUCCAUUCCCAGGAUGGAGGUCAGAGAGCUGGGACUGACCGUAGUGAUUGACAGCAGGAAGUGCCCUCUGCCCUCUGUGUUCUACAAAUCCCUGCUCAUGGUUCAGGAGCAGGCCCUUCAUGCAGUGCACACUAUCUUGAUGCUUGUUGAUAAAGACGCAAAUCCUCGACGGGAAAAACAUCCUGGUCUGCAGAUAGAUGUUGUGACGUCACUAAAAGCUCUCCAUAAGACAGUUGAUGGACAGCAGUUGACCUCUGACCUUGGCGGAUCCUUCCCUUACAGUCAUGAAGACUGGCUACAGUUUCACCAGAAGCUUUCUCUCUUUCAACUCGACCUACAAGCAGCAGCAUCAUUACUGCAGACAGCAAUCAGGAGACUUGAUGUUAAAAAAACGGAUACAGCAAAGGAUGUCCAGUCCUGCAUCCAGGAGCAGAGGAGUUCCAUGAAGAUGGUGCUUGAAGACACACGAUUGGUCGCCCUCCAAAGAGAAGGCGGGUCUAUUCUCGCCAGGAUGAGGAAGGAAGAGUGUCGAUUUGCUCAGUCUGAAGACUUCAGGGAUUCUCUGGAGUCUGUGACGUGUCUGUAUAACCAGGUGGAAGAGGCCGUUCACACGCUAGUGAUCAAAUCUAACCAGUCACUGCAACAUCUCGAACAUGUUCUUCGGUUGAGAGAAGCAGAAGACUCGCUCAGCACAGAUGUCCAGUCCUGCAUCCAGGAGCAGAGGAGUUCCAUGAAGAUGGUGCUUGAAGACACACGAUUGGUCGCCCUCCAAAGAGAAGGCGGGUCUAUUCUCGCCAGGAUGAGGAAGGAAGAGUGUCGAUUUGCUCAGUCUGAAGACUUCAGGGAUUCUCUGGAGUCUGUGACGUGUCUGUAUAACCAGGUGGAAGAGGCCGUUCACACGCUAGUGAUCAAAUCUAACCAGUCACUGCAACAUCUCGAACAUGUUCUUCGGUUGAGAGAAGCAGAAGACUCGCUCAGCACAUUGCGGGAUGCAUUAUGUUUUUGUUGGUCUCCUGACAGUAAACUCCAGUGCAUCAUGGAGGAGCUGCUUCAGACGGAGAGAGAGUAUGUGAGAGCGCUGGGGUACGUGGUGGAGAACUACAUGCCGGAGCUGGAGCGUCCCGACGUGCCUCAGGACCUGCGGGGACAGAGAGGAAGCAUCUUUGGGAACCUGGAGAAGCUGCGAGACUUUCACCAGCAUCACUUCCUUCAGGAGCUGGAGCUGUGUCUGAAGGAGCCCUUCUGCGUCGGACGCUGCUUCCUGAAACACAAAGAAAACUUUGGCCUGUACGCAUUAUACAGCAAGAACAAGCCUCGCUCUGAGAGACUGCUCAUCGAUCACGGGAGAGAGUUCUUUAAGCAGAAGCAGCAGCUGCUGGGUGAUAAGAUGGAUCUGUCCUCGUAUCUGCUGAAGCCGGUGCAGCGCAUCAGUAAAUACGGGCUGCUGCUGCAGGACAUGCUGCGUGAGUGUGAGACCGGAGCGCACGCGGGACACGAGCGGCUCGAGAUACAGACCGCGCUGAACAUCAUCCAGUUCCAGCUCCGCCACGGCAACAACCUGCUCGCCAUGGACGACCUUCAGGACUGUGAUGUGAAUCUGAAGGAACAGGGCCAGCUGAUCCGUCAGGACGAGUUCCUGUUGACCUUCAGGAAGAAGAAAUGCUACCGUCACAUCUUUCUCUUCCAGGAUCUCAUACUCUUCAGCAAGACACGCAGAACCGACGUUGGGAAUGACACGUACAUCUACAAACAAUCCUUCAAGACUUCAGACAUCGGUAUGACCCAUAAUUUCGGUGACAGCGGGCUAUGUUUUGAGAUCUGGUUUCGAAGGAGGAAGUCUCAGGACACAUACGUCCUUCAGGCACCGAGUCGAGAGGUGAAGGAGAACUGGACCAGAGACCUGGAGAGGAUCCUGUGGGAACAAGCCGUCCUCAACAGAGGUGAGCACACAGUAAUAUUCAGGUCGCUUUUAAUGUUGGUAACCAAACAGUUUCUGGUCUCCAUUGACUUGCAUAGUAUUAUUUUUUUUUUAACUCUGUAUGAUAUCGUAGGUGGGAUUCCUGUCCUCCGGCUGAAUUCUGUCGGCUCGGCCAGCUAUACGUCAUCCUCUGGAAGCCAUUCGUCCUCCUCUGGGUGGGGAUCCACGUCUCCUGUGGGUCAUCUGAUCAGCCCUAGUGGAGGAGAUGUUGUCCGGUACGUCCACGGGACCUCAGGGAUCCUGGAGGAAGAUGAUUUAGACCAGAAGAGCGGAAACCAGAGUACACUGGUGGAGAGUUCGGUGUCCUCAGGAGAAAGUGUUAGUUGCUUUAGCAGUUCUGGUCACAGCUGCUCGUCUGUGAUUGGUGGAGACUGUGAACACACCCAAUCUGAGGCGCCUAUCAUUGGUGUGAAAAAAGCGUGUGCCCACAACCACGAAUGCAGCAUGAAACCCACUAUCCCACCAGGCCAAACCAGGGACCAUUCGUGCACUACAGUUCAAGGGACGAGCAUCAUAGGAAAGUCAACUGAAGUAUAGCCCAACAUGUAUGUUUAUACUGUAAUAGCGUCAUGCUUUUAUGUUAUCAGGCCCAUCCUUUUUACCUUUUAUACCUAUCAAUCCUGUGAAACUCAAAAAUAAAGUUUAUUUUA
Molecule: messenger RNA, 3155 nt
Organism: Sinocyclocheilus grahami
Lineage: Eukaryota; Metazoa; Chordata; Actinopteri; Cypriniformes; Cyprinidae
Product: pleckstrin homology domain-containing family G member 4B-like
Exons: 20
Coding region: 1-3042 (1013 amino acids)
Molecular function (GO): guanyl-nucleotide exchange factor activity
Source: RefSeq, a predicted model, not a curated record